GCGGAGUAUAAAGAAAAGAGCCGCGCACGCUGUGUUCUCUCCUCUGCUUCCUUGAGUGUCAGUGUUGGGGGAGAUCAGCUGUAUCUUUGGCGAUUAAAUUAAAUUAAAUUAAAUAAAAUCAUCGAAACUAUCCAAGAUGCCUGAAGAAAUGCGCCAAGAGGAGGAGGCCGAGACCUUUGCCUUCCAGGCAGAGAUCGCCCAGCUGAUGUCUCUCAUUAUCAACACCUUUUAUUCCAACAAAGAGAUCUUCCUCAGGGAGCUUAUCUCCAAUGCCUCUGAUGCUCUUGACAAAAUCAGAUAUGAAAGUUUGACUGAUCCCACCAAGUUGGACAAUGGAAAGGACCUGAAGAUUGACAUUAUCCCCAACGUUCAUGAACGCACCCUUACCAUUAUCGACACUGGUAUCGGAAUGACCAAAGCCGAUCUCAUCAAUAACUUGGGUACCAUCGCAAAGUCUGGGACAAAGGCCUUCAUGGAGGCUCUUCAGGCUGGGGCAGACAUCUCCAUGAUUGGGCAGUUUGGAGUGGGCUUCUACUCCGCCUACCUGGUUGCUGAGAAGGUCACAGUCCUCACCAAGAACAACGAUGAUGAGCAGUAUGUCUGGGAGUCCUCCGCUGGUGGCUCGUUCACAGUCAAGGUUGAUCAUGGUGAGCCCAUCGGCCGUGGAACCAAAGUUAUUCUUCACCUGAAAGAGGAUCAGACUGAGUACAUAGAGGAAAAGAGGGUGAAGGAGGUGGUCAAGAAGCACUCUCAGUUCAUUGGAUACCCAAUCACACUCUUUGUUGAGAAAGAACGAGACAAGGAGAUCAGUGAUGAUGAGGCAGAGGAGGAGAAACCUGAGAAAGAGGAAAAGGAAGGUGAAGACAAGCCCAAGAUUGAAGAUGUGGGCUCGGAUGAUGAAGAGGACUCCAAAGACAAGGACAAGAAGAAGACCAAGAAGAUCAAGGAGAAGUACAUUGACCAGGAGGAGCUGAACAAGACCAAGCCCAUCUGGACUAGAAACCCUGACGACAUCUCCAAUGAAGAGUAUGGCGAGUUCUACAAGAGCUUGACCAACGAUUGGGAGGACCACCUGGCAGUCAAGCAUUUCUCCGUAGAGGGUCAGCUGGAGUUCCGUGCUCUGCUCUUCAUUCCUCGCCGUGCUCCCUUCGAUCUCUUUGAAAACAAGAAAAAGAAGAAUAACAUCAAGCUGUAUGUCAGAAGAGUCUUCAUCAUGGACAGCUGUGAGGAACUCAUCCCAGAGUAUCUCAACUUUAUCCGUGGGGUUGUGGACUCUGAAGAUCUGCCCCUAAACAUCUCCAGAGAGAUGCUCCAACAGAGCAAGAUUCUCAAGGUCAUCCGCAAGAACAUCGUCAAGAAGUGCCUGGAACUCUUCGCUGAGCUGGCAGAGGACAAGGACAACUACAAGAAGUUCUAUGAUGCGUUCUCCAAGAAUCUGAAACUCGGCAUCCAUGAGGAUUCUCAGAACCGCAAGAAACUGUCAGAACUGCUGCGUUACCAAAGCUCUCAGUCAGGUGACGAGAUGACCUCCCUUACAGAAUAUGCUAGCCGUAUGAAGGAAAACCAAAAGUCCAUCUACUACAUCACUGGUGAGAGCAAAGAUCAGGUCGCUCACUCUGCUUUCGUGGAGCGUGUGUGCAAGAGAGGUUUUGAGGUGUUGUACAUGACCGAGCCAAUCGAUGAGUACUGCAUACAACAAUUGAAGGACUUUGAUGGCAAGACUCUGGUAUCAGUCACUAAGGAGGGGCUGGAGCUUCCUGAGGAUGAGGAGGAGAAGAAAAAGAUGGAGGAAGACAAGGCCAAGUUUGAAAACCUCUGCAAGCUCAUGAAGGAGAUUCUGGACAAGAAAGUAGAGAAGGUGACCGUAUCAAACAGGCUGGUUUCCUCACCCUGUUGUAUCGUGACCAGCACUUACGGAUGGACGGCCAACAUGGAGAGGAUCAUGAAGGCCCAGGCCCUGAGAGACAACUCCACCAUGGGCUACAUGAUGGCCAAGAAGCACCUGGAGAUCAACCCCGACCAUCCCAUCAUGGAGACCUUGAGACAGAAGGCUGACGCAGAUAAAAACGACAAGGCCGUGAAGGAUCUGGUCAUCCUCUUGUUUGAGACAGCUCUGCUCUCCUCUGGAUUUUCGUUGGACGAUCCUCAGACACACUCCAACCGCAUCUACAGAAUGAUCAAACUGGGAUUGGGUAUUGAUGAGGAUGAAGAUGUGCCUGUUGAAGAGCCAAGCUCCGCCCCUGCUCCUGAAGAUAUGCCCCCUCUUGAAGGAGAGGAUGACGCCUCCCGCAUGGAGGAAGUCGAUUAAACACUGCUGAUGCAAUUUUCCUCAAUCAUUCCGUAUCGUUCCUGUCAUUCCCUCUUUGACCUGUUGAAGGUUAACCUGGUCUCAGAAGUGAUUCAAAAGAAUCCUAAUGUAUAACUCAUACUGUCAGCUUUUGCUCUGUUUUGAGCCAUAAUGUACUUAAGUGUGUUUUUUGGUUUAAGAAAUGUCAAUGGAUUAAUAGGUUGCUGCAGUAUUGUCUGGGCACAAUAAGCACUGUGUUUCACUGAUACUGAGGCUGUUGGCUGUGCUGGAUUGAAUCGAGCAUGAUUUCUUUCUGCAUGGAAGGGAAAGACUUUUUGCCUGAGUACAGGUGUGUUUUGUCUUGUUUUUCAGAAAUUAAAACACAUGGUGAAACCUUC
This is a messenger RNA of Xyrauchen texanus (razorback sucker), 2685 nucleotides long. It is a transcript of the gene hsp90ab1, whose product is annotated as heat shock protein 90, alpha (cytosolic), class B member 1. The coding region runs from base 137 to 2308 and encodes 723 amino acids. Gene Ontology annotation, biological process: protein stabilization; cellular response to heat; protein folding. Gene Ontology annotation, cellular component: protein-containing complex; plasma membrane; perinuclear region of cytoplasm. Gene Ontology annotation, molecular function: disordered domain specific binding; ATP hydrolysis activity; ATP-dependent protein folding chaperone. The transcript is spliced from 12 exons. The record is from RefSeq and is a predicted model, not a curated record. Lineage: Eukaryota; Metazoa; Chordata; Actinopteri; Cypriniformes; Catostomidae.